UCCGCCUUCGUGUAGUGCAUGUCGGGAUACUCCGUGAACUAAAAAACAAACCCGAACGUCCACACAUCGUUCAGUUUGCUAACAUCAAGCCAACGUUGGCUAAAAUAGUUCUGAUUAAACCGGAAACAUGUCUUCUACACACUCUUUUCCAGGUAAAGGUCCAGACCAACACAAGCGUGUCACCGUCAAACACAACCCUGGAUUCCUGGAGAAACUGGGUGACACUGCAGGGGGAACCGUUCUCGGUGUCGGACUGUUUUUCCUCUCAAUUUAUAUUCUUUUCACCAACGAGGGUCGAGCCCUUCAGACUGCAUCCUCCCUGGACGAAGGUCUCUCUCAGGUGGUGUCUCUGGGGCCUUACCCCUACCUCGAUGUGCAGAACAAUCAGCGUUUAGUUCACCUGUCUGCAAAGCUGCACACCGUUCAGCCUCUCCAUGACCCCAACUACAGAGUGGUGGUGCAGGCGGUGAAGCUGAGGAGGCAGGUGGAGAUGUAUCAGUGGGUGGAGUCCCGCGAGAGCAGAGACUAUCAGGAGAACGGUGAAACCAAGACAGAAACCACGUACUCCUACAACACUGAGUGGAAAUCCGAGUUAAUCAACAGCAGGAAUUUUGAUAAAGAAAUUGGUCACCAAAAUCCCAGCGCCAUGGCAGUUGAGAGUGUGACCGUGGUGGCUCCUGCAGUCCAAGCCGGACCUUUUGUUUUGUCUAAAGGUUUGGUGGACCAAAUCAACAAGUUCCAGACUCUGAGUCUGCGAGAUUUUCCUCGCUCCCUCUUGGACCCUUUCCUCUCUAUUCACGACGAUUACUUUUAUCACACUCAGUUCCCGCUCAGACCAGAGGUCGGGGACGUCCGUGUGCGGUUCUCCUUUGCUGGACUGAGUGGUGAAGACACGCCCCUCGGCCCGGCUCAGACUGUCAGUAUCGUCGCCAUGCAAAGAGGGGAGCAGCUGGUGUCCUUUAAAACCAAAUCCGGCGACGUUCUGGAGAUCCUUUACGAGGAGGAUCUCUCUGCAGAGGAGGUGUUUGCAAAGCAGCAGCAGCUGAACAGCCUGAAGACGUGGGGACUCCGGGCGGCCGGCUGGGCGCUCAUGUUCGUCAGCAUCCAGCUGGUCACACGCAUCCUUCACACGCUGGUGGUUUGGAUUCCCUUCGUCAGGGACCUGGUGUCCGUCGGCCUGAAGAUCUUCGCCCUGUGCGUCUCCUGCUCGCUGUCUCUCGUCGUCAUAGCGGCGGGCUGGCUCUUUUACCGCCCGCUGGUGGCGGCGGCUCUGGCUGCAGUGGGGGUGCUUCCAGUGUUCUUGGCCCGCGCCGGAACGCCAGCCAAGAAGGAUGCAUGACUGUCGUGUUGAUGUCUGCUGCUGCGUGGGCAUCAUUUAGCGUUAAGACUGAUUUAUCCACUGCAGGAUAAAGUCGAUCAGCAGUUUCUACCCCAGAAAUGUUUACGUCUUUGCCGUUUACCUCCAGGACACUCCCACAUGACCGCAGAAACACUGAACUGAAAAGCUUCAUCAUUAUAUCACUGCUUUACUCCAAAAAUGUUUUUGUGUUUGUGCAAAUCAAUCAUCUGCAAUAAUCCUGCAGCUCAGCAUUAAUCCUCUUCUUUCUUGAUUCUGUGGUGGUGGAAGCCGUCUGCUUUCAGUCGGGGGCAAAAUGAUUGUUAGAAAGCAGAACGAUGUUUGUUCAUGAUCUAUAAAAUCAAGAACGAAAUCCUGAAGAACCAAGUUUUCAGUUUAGCUCUUGUUUGAUGAGGAAUAAAAACAGCUGAAGGUGUGGGAUGUUUUCAAAACAA
Molecule: messenger RNA, 1791 nt
Organism: Oryzias melastigma (Indian medaka)
Lineage: Eukaryota; Metazoa; Chordata; Actinopteri; Beloniformes; Adrianichthyidae
Product: transmembrane protein 43
Exons: 12
Coding region: 128-1339 (403 amino acids)
Biological process (GO): nuclear membrane organization
Cellular component (GO): nuclear inner membrane
Source: RefSeq, a predicted model, not a curated record